ACAAAACUUCUCACCAACAACUAGGGUUUCUUGAUCUCCAUCUGUCCAUUCUCAACACCACCGCACCGCACCUCACCUCUCCACUCCACUCCACUCCACCCUCUUCGCGUCUACAAUUCAUAUCAGCGAAAUGGCCACCUCUCCUCUACCCACCUCGACCGGCUCCUCCAAGCUCGACGCCGCAAAGGCUACGAUUGGAGCCAAAGUCGAUCCGGCCGCGCCCACCGGCGUUGGACUGUAUGCGCGAUUCGCUUUCGCUGGUGCCGUCUGCUGCUCCGUCACCCACGGUGCCCUCACACCCGUCGAUGUCGUCAAGACCAGGAUACAGCUUGACCCCGCUACCUACAACACUGGCCUGAUCGGUGGCUUCAGAAAGGUUAUUGCCAAUGAGGGUGCCGGUGCCGUCUGGACUGGUUUCGGUCCUACCGCUGCCGGUUACUUCCUCCAGGGUGCCUUCAAGUUUGGUGGUUAUGAGUUCUUCAAGCAGCAGGCCAUCAACAUGGUCGGCUACGAGACCGCCUCCAACAACCGUACCGCCGUCUACCUCGCCUCCGCCGCCGUUGCCGAGUUCUUCGCCGACGUCGCCCUCUGCCCUCUUGAGGCUACCCGUAUCCGUCUCGUCGGUGACCCAACCUUUGCCAACGGUCUCGUUGGUGGUUUCAGCAAGAUUCUGAAGAACGAGGGUGUCGGUGCCUUUUACUCUGGUUUCGGACCCAUCCUGUUCAAGCAGGUUCCUUACACCAUGGCCAAGUUCGUCGUCUUCGAGAAGGUCAACGAGGCCAUCUACACCGUCGUCGACAAGAGCAAGACCUCUUCUGGCAUGCAGACCUUCUACAACCUGAGCUCCGGUCUGAUGGCUGGUUUCGCCGCUGCCAUCAUCUCGCAGCCUGCCGACACUAUGCUCUCCAGGAUCAACAAGACCAAGGGCCUGCCCGGAGAGGGAACCACCAGCCGUCUGAUCAAGAUCGCCAAGGAGCUUGGUGUCCGUGGUUCUUUCGGUGGUAUCGGUGCUCGUCUCUUCAUGGUCGGUACUUUGACUGCUGGACAGUUCGCAAUUUAUGGAGAUAUCAAGAAGGCGCUAGGAGCCACAGGAGGCGUAGAAAUUGCGAAGACGAACUGAUUUUCGAGCAGAAAAUAGACGGGGAGUUGAUAGUUUUGCGGUUCUGAGAUUUCGCAUUGGAUGUAACAAGUUCUUUUCAGUUUUUCCGGCUAGCAAUGUACACUAUCAGGCUUAUUGUGGGCGUCUCAAAAUGUGGGCCUAUUGUCGUGGAUAGAGUAUAUUCCAUGUAGUCAGAAUUUUACUUUGUUCCCUGUG
Bipolaris maydis ATCC 48331 is the source of this 1315-nucleotide messenger RNA. RefSeq names its product mitochondrial carrier domain-containing protein. NCBI's taxonomy places the organism in Eukaryota, Fungi, Ascomycota, Dothideomycetes, Pleosporales, Pleosporaceae. Gene Ontology annotation, molecular function: phosphate transmembrane transporter activity. Gene Ontology annotation, cellular component: mitochondrial inner membrane. The record is from RefSeq and is a predicted model, not a curated record. Gene Ontology annotation, biological process: mitochondrial phosphate ion transmembrane transport.